Molecule: messenger RNA, 779 nt
Organism: Pichia membranifaciens NRRL Y-2026
Lineage: Eukaryota; Fungi; Ascomycota; Pichiomycetes; Pichiales; Pichiaceae
Exons: 2
Coding region: 93-779 (228 amino acids)
Biological process (GO): positive regulation of TORC1 signaling; positive regulation of GTPase activity
Cellular component (GO): cytosol
Molecular function (GO): GTPase activator activity
Source: RefSeq, a predicted model, not a curated record
AACACUCGUUUCUUAAACUUGAGUUGUUCUCAAUUGUAUAUCACCACUUACUAACUAUUCAGUUUGUUUUGCCAUAGGGAGGCAGCUAGAGAAUGACGUUUAUAGUUUCUCUUGCUCACUUUUGUGAAGUACACGGCCCAUCCAUGAUAAUGUGCACGCAAGCAGUGGAAAAGCCGGAAGAACUAGAAAACUUUUACUCACCACAACUUUCUGAAUCUCAAUUUUGCCAGUCCUGCAUGCUUAAGAUACCCUAUGCCGAAGAAUUUGCAGAGAACCUACAUUUUAUAUCUACCCAGUUUCCCACUUACACUGAGCGAUAUUCGUCUCUGAGGCAAACAAUUGUUCGUGUCUUCACUGCUGAAACGAAUGCUGAUUUAAGCAAACCUAUAAUGUUUGGAAACUCUAAACACGGCUACUCGAUUGCGCUUUCUUUUUCGUUGCUUGAUAAGACAGCGAGAGGAUCGGAGCGUAAGUACUCUAUAAUAGUUACGUCCAACUGGGAAGAAGACCUUAUCAAUAACUACACAUUCAUUCUUACAAACCUGAACCAAGUUGUCGGAAAUAUACUCAGAAGUGCCAGAAUGGUCCAGAAACAGCUCAACCUUUCGGCAGACGAUUUGCAUAAUAAUGGUACAUACCUGAGGAGAUCUGCCGGCCUACCAAAAGCUAAAAGUAUGGUAGAGAUAUUGAAGGAUGAAAACUUCUUUUUGAAAAUCCAUAUGUGGGCAGCUUUCAUGUUGGAUACACUGAUAAAACAAAAGGAACCAAAUGACACUUGA